GUGUGGGUACAGCCAAUGGGCUCCGGGCCAGAGCGGGCGGGGAGUGGCGGGGCCUGACUCCUCCCUCGCGGGGCUCAGGUUAGCUAGGCCUAGUCGUCGGCCGGGCUGUGCUUCCUCCCCGGUAGAGGCGAAGUUCUGCGGUUACUGGUCCGUGAGGUCUAGUAGGUGGUGAAGGGCCGCCCGUCUGAAGGCACCUUCGGCCCCCGGUGGAGUCUCGUGGCGGAGCGUCGGCGGGCGGGGAAAAGGUGCCUGAACUCCGCCUUCUGGUCGGGCGGGAGGCGCGGAAGGCGCAGCGGGGCAGGAGAGCCGAGACGCAGCGAAUAUUUCAUGUACUUAUGGACCAAAAGAUGAAGUUGAUUUAUUUAUUUUCAAAAAGAUACUAUCAAUGAUCUCAUACAGCUAUAAAUACUUGAUGAAGAUACAUGGACAUCUUACAGUUUGGACAAAUAAUCAUUUCUGAAAGUUUCGUCAGCCACAGUUCCUAUUUGAAAACUCAUCAAAGAAUACUGGGUGUUUAAUGGUAUCGGUGAUGUAUUUUCUCUGAGCACUACAGCUUUCAUAGAUGCUGCAGUUGGAUUCACACAUAUAUUCUCCAAUCAGAGUCAUUCAGUUCUUUGAUAAAUUAAUAUUGAAGAAUUUUAUGUUCAUAAACGACACCAAAAGAUGGGAGAAAAAAGUGGUGAUGCAAAAACUUUCUGGAUGAAACUGGAAGAUGAUGGAAAAAUAGAUUUUAUUUUUGAACAAGUACAAAAUGUGUUGCGGUCACUGAAACAAAAAAUUAAAGAUGGGUCUGCCACAAGUAAAGAAUACAUUCAAGCAAUGAUUCUAGUGAAGGAAGCAACGAUAGGUAACAGUUCCACACUGAAAAAAGAUUAUAUCUCAGUGGCCCAGAAUGUACAGGAAGACAUAGCAAGUUCAUUGCCUUCUACAUCAUGUAAAGAUUCCUUUCCAGAAGAACGUGUAUUUAUAUCUACAAAAAGUAAGGAAGUUCCUCCUCUGGAAUAUAAAGUAGCAAACUUUGAAGGAAAAGAAUCAUCUGUGAAAUUAUCUUACCAAAGUCAUGACUGUGCUGCUACCUGUCUGAUAAAAAUACCAGUAACCUUUAAGGAAGAAAACCCUCUGCAGCUACCAAUCAAAUACCACUUCCAAAGAAGACAUGCAAAGACAAACUCUCAUUCUUUAGCACUCCAUGUGAGUUAUAAAACCCCUUGUGGAAAGAGUCUACGAAACAUGGAGGAAGUUUUUCGUUAUCUGCUUGAGACAGAGUGUAACUUUUUAUUUACAGAUAAUUUUUCAUUCAAUACUUAUGUCCAAUUGACUCGGAAUUACCCAAAGCAAGAAGAAAUUGUUUCUGAUGUGGAUAUCAGCAAUGGAGUGGAAUCAGUACCCAUUUCUUUCUGUAAUGAAGUUGACAAUAGAAAGCUUCCACAAUUUAAGUACAGAAAGACCAUGUGGCCGCGAUCAUAUUAUCUAAACAGCUUUUCCAACAUGUUUAAUGAUUCAUGUGACUGUUCUGAGGGCUGCGUAGACAUAACAAAAUGUGCAUGUCUUCAAAUGACAUUAAGAAAUGCAGAGGAUUGCCCUCUGUCAAAUAAUGAAAUAACCACUGGAUAUAAAUAUAAAAGACUACAGAGACAUGUACCAUCUGGUAUUUAUGAAUGCAGCCUGCUGUGCAAAUGUAAUCGACAGAUGUGUCAAAACCGAGUUGUUCAGCAUGGACCUCAACUGAGGCUUCAGGUAUUCAAAACUGAGAAGAAAGGAUGGGGAGUGCGCUGCCUAGAUGACAUUGACAGGGGAACAUUUGUUUGCAUUUAUUCAGGAAGAUUACUAAGCAGAUCCAACACUGAGAAACCUGAUGCUAUUGAUAAAAAUGGAACAGAAGAGAAUAUUAUGGAAAAGACUGUUUCAAAAAAGAGGAAAAUAGAAGUUGCAGAUUGUGAAGUUGAAGUUAUCUCAUUGGGAUUAGAAACACAACAGAGAGAUACUAAAAUUGAGGAGUCUGUACAUAAGUUCAAUAGCACUCCAAAAGAAAUGAAAUAUAAGCCCAUUUCAGGAGUUCAGUAUCAUUCAGUCAUUAGAAGCUCAAAAGCCAAGACAACUGAUAUGCAACGCAAUGGGGAAAAAAUGGAAUUUUGCUCCUCUGAUUCUGUCCCCUCAGAAGAUUAUGAUGGAUUUAAACCAGUGCAAGUAUAUCUGAAUCCUAGAGCCAAGGAAAUGAAAAAAUGUUCAUUAGUGGACACUAACUCAAAUCAAGUUGAAAAUUGUGAAGCCAGCCUGCUGAUUGAAUCAAAUGUUAUAGACAUAACUAAAUGUAGAGAAGAGACUCCUCCAAGGAGCAGGUGUAAUAGCCAAGCAACACUGAGUAAUCAGAAUAUUGAAAAGGAAUUUGAAAUUCAAGUCCAAAGCCUCCAAGAUGAAAAGUCUCCAGUGUGUCAAAACCAGCAGGCCUUUUGUGAUGAAGAGUUGUUCAGUAAAAACAAGAAUAAUUCAUCUGAUUCUCCAGAAAAAUUUAGUAAAGAGAAUGUAUUUUUAUUGGAUGCUAGAAAAGAAGGAAAUGUGGGUCGCUUCCUUAAUCAUAGUUGUUGCCCAAAUCUUUUGGUACAAAAUGUGUUUGUAGAAACACAUGACAGGAAAUUUCCACUGGUUGCGUUCUUCACCAACAGGUAUGUGAAAGCAAGAACAGAACUAACAUGGGAUUAUGGUUAUGAAGCUGGAACUGUACCUGAAAAAGAGAUUCUCUGCCAGUGUGUCUUUCAGGUUACAGAAAAGAUGGUAAAAAAGACAUGUGCAUUCUGCCCCAAAGGCCUCGACUGUGGUAUUCUGUACUUUGCACAAUCAGAGAAUGUAGUUGCUCAUGAAAACUGUUUGCUGUAUUCUUCUGCACUUGUGGAAUGUGACGACCGUGCUGAACCCAGCAGUACUGAUGACCGAAAUUUUGAUGUGAAAUCUGUACAGAAAGAAAUCUCUAGAGGAAGGAAGCUGAGAUGCUCAUCUUGUGGUAUGAAAGGAGCCACAGUGGGAUGUGAUGUGCCAGUUUGCCCUAGGAGCUACCACUAUUUCUGUGCCAAGAAAGCCUGCGCAGUUCUACAAUGUGAUAGAUAUCGAGGAAUUUAUAACAUAUUAUGUCCAACCCAUGCUCCAGAAGACACUCAAAAUGAGUCAGCAGAGCCUUCGUCUGAUAGCUUCCAUCUUCAUAGAAGUCAGAAGACAGAACCAAGAAGACACGGAGUGAGAAAAAGAGGAAGGAGAAAAACAUUUUUACCAGACACUCAUAUAUGGCAGUUUGCUACAGCUAACAGAUGUUCUAAGAAAUUAGAGGAAGGAAGACAUGCAGGCACUACUGUGAAAGCUGACUUUCUUAAAAAAUGUAAGAAAGCUGGACUUCUGGAUGUUUUAUUUGAAGAAAUAUUAGACAAACUUCAUUUAACUCAGAAAAGACUCAUGGAUGAGACUGCUUCUGACUCAGACUAUGAAGAAAUCUGGACUUCAAUUUUUGAAUAUAGACUAUUUGAAGACACGUUUGCAAAUCUUCAAGCAGCAAUUAAUAAUAAAAUCCAUCAAUCUAAAGAAAGGCAACAGCAGCUGGAGGAAGAGAUUGAGCUACUUCAGGACAUACAACAUAGUUUGUCUUCUAUUAAAGGAAAUAGCUAGA
Erinaceus europaeus (western European hedgehog) is the source of this 3652-nucleotide messenger RNA. It is a transcript of the gene SETDB2, whose product is annotated as SET domain bifurcated histone lysine methyltransferase 2. Gene Ontology annotation, molecular function: zinc ion binding; histone H3K9 methyltransferase activity; protein binding. NCBI's taxonomy places the organism in Eukaryota, Metazoa, Chordata, Mammalia, Eulipotyphla, Erinaceidae. The coding region runs from base 664 to 3651 and encodes 995 amino acids. The transcript is spliced from 24 exons. Gene Ontology annotation, cellular component: nucleus. Gene Ontology annotation, biological process: negative regulation of gene expression; heterochromatin organization. The record is from RefSeq and is a predicted model, not a curated record.